Cladophialophora psammophila CBS 110553 is the source of this 1437-nucleotide messenger RNA. RefSeq lists its product as uncharacterized. Gene Ontology annotation, biological process: protein stabilization. The transcript has a single exon. NCBI's taxonomy places the organism in Eukaryota, Fungi, Ascomycota, Eurotiomycetes, Chaetothyriales, Herpotrichiellaceae. The record is from RefSeq and is a predicted model, not a curated record. Gene Ontology annotation, molecular function: protein-folding chaperone binding. The coding region runs from base 1 to 1437 and encodes 478 amino acids.
AUGGAUCUAGCUGCACGAGGUGCCGCGGCGGUCGAGUCUAAAGACUUUCCCCAGGCUGUGUCCCUCUACACCCAGGCGCUGAUCGACCACCCUUCCUCCCCCGACUACUUCAUCCAGCGAUCACUCGCAUUUGCGCGCCUCUCACCUCCCCGCUAUGACCUUGCUCUCAAGGACGCAGAGUAUGCAGUCCUCCUCGCACAGAAACGUGCAAAGAGAGAGAAGAUCCAGGCGGCACAACAGCGACGAGUUGUGGCUCUUCACGGACUGGGACGUUUCGCAGAUGCUAAAGCGGUUCUGCGGCCGAUGGAGAAAUGGAGAUCCAGCAAGCCCGCGAAGAUGGAAGGUGACAUGUGGCUGACCAAGGUCGAAGCAAAGUUGAAGAACGUUCCCGAGUCGGAGAGAGCGUCGUCUGCGACGGAAUAUCCAAAGAUCGACCUGCCAAAUGACGCACAAAUGAAGGCGUGGCUCAAAGCACAAUUGAGACCAGAUGGGUCGUAUAAAUUUUACGAAGACAUAGUUGUCGAGACGGCUCCUCCCGACACAGCUGCAGGUGCCACUGGUGUAAACAAGACAAACAGAGAUGAGACGAUGACAGGCUCAACUCCAUCCAGCAACAUGCCGACAUCAGCUCCGUCUAAGAUCCGACACGAAUGGUACCAAUCUCCCCAAACCGUCACUCUGACACUCUACGCAAAGAAUGUCCCCAAAGACGCCUGUGAGAUCGACAUCCAAGAAGACUCCGUGGCCAUCUCCUUCCCUCACCCUUCCAACCCGUCCUCCACGUCCACAUUCACCCUCGACCCACUUUUCGCACUUAUCGAUCCAUCCCAAAGCAGAUCUGCCGUCCUCUCCACGAAGAUCGAGUUGACGCUGAAAAAGGCGCAAGCUGGUCGGAAGUGGCAUGACUUGGAAGGUGCUGCGCCUCUCAUGGCACCAUUAUCAAAAUCAAAUGAUGCGAAAGAGGAACAGGAUUCCAAGGCAGCUACGUUGCCCACGUUGACCGAUUCGCCCUCGCCGCCUAUGGCUGUACCACAACCAGGCGUAGUCAAAGAUAUUCCCCCAUCGUACCCAACCUCCUCCCGCACCGGCCCAAAGAACUGGGAUAAACUCGCCAACGACUUCCACGUGCAAAGCAAAUCCAAAGCUAAAAUUAUGCCUAAAGACAAGAGCAAGUCAACCUCUGACGAUGCUUCCAAAGAAAACCAGUCCAGCCCCCUCGGUUCCGAUGUAGACGAAGGCGGCGGCGAAGAAGACUCGGACUUCGACACCGGCGACCCCGUCGAUGGAUUCUUCAAGAAGCUCUACGCCUCAGCGGACGAUGACACGCGUCGGGCGAUGCAGAAGAGCUUCUACGAGAGUCAAGGGACCGCUUUGAGCACGAAUUGGAAGGAAGUCGGGUCGAAGAAGAUCGACCCGGUCAAGAGUUCCCAGGAUUGA